CGGAAUACCUAAUAUUUGAAUUGUGUGCGGUAACCGUCGGGUAACUGCCGUAGAAUUCGUGAGUUUUACUCAAAUUAAUUGAAGCCGACAAAUGAAUGCACGAGUCCGGCUCUGUUUUAUGCGAUAUGAAUGUUGUAUCUUUUGCGCUGUGGAAUCUUUUCUGGUUGGUUUCGAUGCAGGAUCAGUCGCUAUCUCUCAUCGGGGUCCUCUGGGAGAGUGCGGUACGCGUGGCCUCCUCGGUGACUGUUUUGGACGUUUUUGGUUGUCUGCUUUCACUGAAUCAUGUUAUUCGCAAUUCACGAACCACACUGAGAGCGACAACUCCAUGGCAGUGGAGGCUUCUGUCCAGGAAUUUGCCGUCUCCCCUUUUGCAACGUGACUCAGUGCGUUCGAGCCUUUUCGAAGAUUGAUGAGAUCAUCAUGAGAUUCUUGAUGAAAAUCAAAUUGGGAUUUAAACUGAUGGACGAACUUAGACCGGCUCGAUUUGUUUCCACUUCGAAUUGGUUCAGUUGAUGCGAAGGCCCCGGAACGAUGUUCACGCUGUUGCGAUAAUAAUAGCAGACCCUGUUUGUUCAUCUCCCUGCAUGGUAUAGUGCGGUAUGAAUGCUUU
Messenger RNA from Suillus plorans, 610 nucleotides. RefSeq lists its product as uncharacterized. Bases 96 to 410 code for a protein of 104 amino acids. The record is from RefSeq and is a predicted model, not a curated record. The transcript has 2 exons. Lineage: Eukaryota; Fungi; Basidiomycota; Agaricomycetes; Boletales; Suillaceae.